UGCAUGCGUGAAGAAGUUAACACGCAAAAAAGUUACGCAUAACUGCUCAGCGUAUCACGCGAAAGGGAAAAGGAUGCACAAGGAUGGAAUUUUACUUGGCGGAUAUUGUCCGCCGAGUUUACAAUCCUAUAUCGUGCAUCUCGUGAUAGAAGCAAUCAAAUCAACACGCAAGAAGCAACCCGAAAUUUGCGGAUUGAGACCACAAGAGAAGACAUACGCACCUUUAAAGCUCAUGCAGGCUGUCACGAACGAGGUAAACGAGAUCUGCAGGCGAUAUUUAGACAACAGCAGACUGGCACUUCUGCCGCCACCUUCGUCGACGCCGCACGUGACAGUGGGUGCCACUAGGAAUGCUAGGAGAAAAAUGGAGGACCGUCAUAUGGUCCUACAUGAUUUGCACACUAUUUUUAAUAUUCAGGACGACACGAUUGUGAAUUAUUACGCAGUGUUUGAUGGCCACGGCGGACAAGAUGCUGCGACGUAUUGCGCAACACAUCUGCACCAAUAUUUGGUCGAGAGUGUUUACUAUCCUACGGAUCCGGAAAGCGCGUUGCGCGACGCCUUCCUGACUACUGACGCGCAAUUCAUAGCAAAAUCGAGUACGCAGAAAUUAAACGGCGGAACUACCGUGGUAUGCGCAUUGCUGUUAAAUAAAAAGUUGUACAUCGCUUGGGUCGGCGACAGUAUGGCUUCCCUGGUCACGGGCGGUAACGUGAAACAAUUGGUGAACCCUCAUCGACCCUCACGAGAAGAUGAAAGCGAACGAAUUCGCAAUAUGGGAGGAGUCGUUGUUCAUUGUAUGGGGGUCCUGCGUGUAAACGGAUUCCUCAGCAUAUCUCGAGCCAUAGGCGAUGUCCCGUAUAAACCGUAUGUUAGCGGUGAGCCUGAGGUUCGAUGCGUGUCUCUGGACGGUACCGAGGAUUUUCUUAUAAUCGCUUGCGACGGAUUGUGGGACUACGUUGAUCAGAGGACCGCGGCGCUUCGCGUUUACCGGCAGGUGUUGCAGAAUCCACACGAUCUCAAGCACGUGCAUCAGGCGCUAUUGCAGAGCGCUAAACGCGCGGGAUCCUUGGACAAUAUCACUGUGAUCGUCGUGUUUCUGACACCGCCGAUCGAGAUCGCCUCGCGGCAUUCGCUCCUGACGCAUCAAGCACCGAAUGGUCUACUACUGAACAACAUGGACCCGAAUAAUCCGGUCUCGUCGAAUUCCGGCCAGUUCGAUGUGAAUGCUGCUUUCAUUAAGCAGCAGCAGCAGCAGUUGAUCGACGCGGAUCUGCAGCACGCUGAUUUUGAUUUAAAUCGCGUAGUCUGCGGGAUGGCCAGGAACGGCAAGCAUCAGGACAGUGAUGGCAACGAUGACGAUUACGAUUACGAUCUGGGUCCGGAGACCGACGUCGACGACGGCGAGGACGCGACCGACGUUAAUCGCUCCUUGGAGCCUUUUAUAACAUCGUCCUCGUCGCGCGAAUUCGCCCCCGAUAAGUCGCCGAUGGAAACCGAGGUCGACGACGAGGGCAAUAACAAGGAGAAGGAGGAGGAUCUACUUAACCGCGACAAUGCAAACUGUCCGGUGGACUCGGUGAUAAACGACGUGUCCGACAAUCGUGUUAUAUCGAGUGACGAGGACAUUCUUUGCGAUGAAAGGUCGCACGCCAACAAUGACGACGAUAACGACAACGAAGCUCGCGUGGAAUCUACUACUGGCACGCAUACCCUUGUGGACGAUGACAAGUCGCCACCCUCACCGCGAGAUGCUAACACUCCUCAGCAUGCACCGACUUCUGAACCGGAGAAUGUAGAGAGUGAUCAGGAUUCUGACGACGGGUGGAAUUAUUAUCGUAUCGAUUCGAAUAAGAAAGAAUCUGUGGCGACGGCUGUCACGGCUGCGACAGACAAAUCUGGUGAGGGCAUUGAGGAACAAAGACAAGAUCUCGAAACGGGUUCGAGAGGUGAUUCAGAAAUCCAGUCUUCAAAAGUCGAGGCCGAUAUUAAAUGUGAAGGAUCAGAAGAAAAUAUUACUCUUAAGCCUAUCAGCAUCGAUAUAAGCUAUCAGAAAGAUAGGCUGAGCGAAUCGGAGAAGAAUCACUUAGACGACAGCGAGAAGCAAGCAGACGACAAUAAAGAAGACAUGAGUUUCCCACUAAAUCCGGAGGCGGCCGAGUUCGUGCCGUUGUCGCCACCACCACUGAUUAGUAAAUUGCAGGAUUAUGCCAUCAGCGGCUCUCCCCUGAAACAGACGCCGAUGGAUGAUUUCUUGAUACCGAGCCAAAGCGAAUUUGAGAAAGAGGUGUCUCUCCGACCGAAAGAGAUAUAUGAGGACUUCUCGAGCGAUGAACAGCAUGCAGCGUGCGAUAACAAUUUGCCGGACAUGAACAUGUCUGAGAUAUCGUCGACCAAGGCCGAGGUGGAUGAUGAAUCGAUGGCGCGUAUCGUGUCCACCACAACGCAAUGGCAAAUGGAUAACUCCUCUCAGUGGAAUGCAACGACACAUAACGAUGCAGAAUCCGAUUCGGAGGGGUACGAAAUCGUCAACAUGGAUAAUGCUAUGACGAUUUCGUUCACACCGGGUGACUUCGAGGCGGCGUUCGAGAAAGGCGUCGAUCUAAAUGCCGUGCACGAUCUGAACGACAGUUCAGACGAUGCCGAACAUAUUAAUACGCCGCCGCGUUCACCCAGUGGGUCGUGCGUGAACGAGAGUGUACGUGCGGAUACACCCUUGGAGGAUAAAGCAACAAUCGAUCUUCUAUGCACAUCAUCGACACCGCAUCCCGCGGAUAAUCAAUCAACAUGUACUGCCACCUCCGAAUCGGACGAAGCAAAAGUGCUCUCGGUCUUCGAAGCGGAUGGUCUCACUCCUCUCCCGUACGAUCUUAGUCAGAUGGAAAUGUUAUCCUCUUCUGUUGAUCUAAUAGAUAAAUCCAAAUGCAUUUCCAAUGAAUCCAAAUUUACGAAUUCUGAUAAAUUCAAGCCUGCGAGUUCCGCGGAAGAAGAUAUCUCGAAGGAACUGUCGUUAAAAACAAAUGAAAAUCCAGAUGGUGAUCAGCAACCGAUAGAUCCAUCUAAAGAAAAUUAUAACGAAACAUUUGAAUUGCUAUCUACCGUACUCGAAAAUGUAAAAUUGACAAAGGAGAUUGAUAAAAUACAAAACGAAGGAGAACAAACGGGUUUGUAUGAAAAAGAUGAGAAAACACAAUCUAAACCAUUCGCUGAAACUAUGACAGAGAAAUCAAUCGAGUGUGCCCCGUCUAAGAUGGCAGAGAUAGACAAGGAGUUUCAAUCGACAACAGAGAAACUGAACGAGAUGGAUAUUACUGAUAAUAGCAAAACAGAACCUAAUGGAUCUUUUUCAGAGAACGUGGUAGAGCUGGUACGUUCUGACACAGAACCGGAAUAUCUGAAAUUAUCCGACACAGAACUGGAUUAUCGGGUUAUUAACCAGAGAGGAGGAUCACGAGAGCAGCCGAAUAUUGAUACUGAAACAGAAUUUUAUUUGGGAAAGUCUAAACCCCAGCCAUCUAACUGGACAGAUUUCUACAAAACAGAUUCUACAAAAUCGAUGCUGCUUGAAUAUGAUGAUCCUCCAUUCGAAUGUAAUAAAUCGUACAAGUUUACUACGGAACAUCAAGAGUCAUCAAAGACUCCCGAAAAGGACGAUAAAAACGAUAAAAAUGACAAAAAUGACAAAGAUGAUAAAAGCGAUGGUGAUGCCAAACUUGAUAAUACAGAUCUGUCUGAUUUGGAAACAGAUUUCACGAUUGUGGAGAAGCCAACGCAAUCCGAAAGUCAGACACAUAACCAAAACGCGCCGUCGUCUUGCACAUUGUUAAGCAAUACGCAAACCGAGCCAAAGCUAAUAGAAACAGAAGCUGCAUCUGCGAACGUCGAUGAGAUAUCUAAGAAACAGAUCGCAUCCGAAGAUAUUUCUACGAAUAAGGAAGAAGAGACCAAGUCGUGUCUUAGUCUUGCGGCUCGUCCUAAGCAACUUGUGGACGAAGGAGAACCAUCGAAGCAACCGGAUAUUGAUACUGAAACAGAAUUUUAUUUCGGAGAUUCUCAACCCCAGCCAUCUGACAGGACAGAUUUCUAUAAAACAGAUAAACCGACGCUGCUUGAAUUAGGUUCACAAUACGAAUAUAAUGAAUUCUACAGAUGUCUUACGGAACGUGAAGAGUCAUUAAAGACUCCCGAAAAGGACGAUAAAAACGAUAAAAGCGACGGUGAUGCCAAACCUGACAGUACAGAUCCGUCUGAUUUGGAGAAAGAUUUCACGAUUGUGGGGAAGCCAAUGCAAUCUGAAAGUCAGACACAUAAACAAAACGUGCAAUUGUCUUGCACAUCGUUAAGCAAUGCGCAAACCGAGCAAAAGCUAAUAGAAAUAGAAGCUGCAUCUGCGAACGUCGAUGAGGUAUUAGAGAAACAGAUCGCAUCCGAAAAUGUUCCUACGAACAAAGAAGAAGAGACCAAACCACAAGAAACCGCGAGAGCAUUGCCAGACCUUACAAAGAUAAUCGAUUUUGGUACAUAUACUAAAGCCGCUACAAUGGCUACCGCCGCUACAAUGGCUACCGCCGCUACAAUGACCACCGUAGGUACAACUAAGGCAAAGGCAACAACGACCGCGACGAAACGUCCAACGAAAACGACGACGACAACAACGAAGACGGCAACGAAAAUUACUCCGACAUCGCCGUCUAAAGCAGUCAGUACGACGACCGCGCGAGUAACCACAACAUCGUCACCAGUGCAACCGCCCCUCGCGAAGAAAUCCGUUGCGGCUCGUCCUAAACAGUUGGUAGACGGAUCGACCAAAGCUGCGGCGAUUUCAAGUGUUGGUGGCAGAAUCGCUGGCACUAAGACAAUGACAUCAUCUAAAAACGUGACAACAACAGCGACGAAGACCAGUAUCUCGCCGCGCGUUAGUACAAUAAAAUCGAGAACUAGCACUGCCUCGACGAGAUUGAGCACCACAACGUCAGCCGAGAAGAAAUCAGCGAUAAAUCUCGGUGAGACAAAACCCGUCAGUAAAGUCGCUGCCACCGCCGCUAAACCAGCAAGUGCGAAAACGACGACCACGAAGAUCACGCCAUCCGUUAAAUCAUUGCCGUCGACAACCGCGAUAACGUCCAACGUAACAUCGAAGCCAAGAUCUACGUCGGCCGGUACGACUGUUAAGAUGUCCAUGACGACGUCUAAACAGUCAACGACCGUUGCAUCGUCGAGACCCAAAACCGCGCCACCGGCUUCUAGCAGCGCGAACAAGCCGCGUGAAAAUUCUGCGAGAACGACCACAACCAAGUCACCGUUGAUUGAUAAGCAGAGCAAGGAAUCGGCUAACAAGGAAAUCUCUCGUUCUAGUGCCACUGGAACAUUGUCGUCAUCUAAAACCGGUAGUAAACCCUCCGCACCGCUCGUCGCCACUACGGCUGCGAAACGCUUAACGCUUGGGAAAUCACCCGGCAAAUCGCCUGGAAACACGAUUUCACCGAUAAAGAAGUCCGCUCUGACACCGAAAGCCGCAUCAAGGACUGCUUCUUCCAGCCCCGGGACAAAGAGCGCGCCCUUGAUUGAAUCGCAGAAAGUGUUGCAGAACGGAACUUCUGAGAACCGGAUGAUGGACGUGACCCGAGUCGCUGUCAUAACAGCAACGAGCGAUAAGCCUGAGGAUGACGUGCCACGGAAGGAUGCAUCACCGGUGAACGUGCCGACCGAUAAUCAGCUGAUAAUCACCGAUUGAAAUGGUUGAUCGAGAAGCCAGAAGUUGUCCGCCGUUGUUUGCGACAACGCAACGCCGGCCUAGGUUAUAGACAUAGAGUCGCAGAUUUACACGAACUGUUAUAGGUUUCUCCUUUUUUACAAUUUUUAUUUAACGGACAAAAACAACAGAGCUCCCGCGCGUCGUACUCGGGAGAGAAUAGUAUUUAGGAGAUAUAUAUGUCAAAUACAAAAAAAAAAAAAAAUUAUUGUUCUUAUGCGCAACACAUACGUGUGACGUGAGAUAUGUUUGAUCUAACAUGAGGCGAGCGAAAGGCAAGUAUUCUAAACAUUACUUUUGACAACUGCUGCCUUAUCAUAAUAAGAAUAUAUCGAUAAUCUCUUGUUAUGUAAAUAUAAUUCGGAUGCGUUUUCAUGCGUCAUUUUUUUUUUAACCGAUAUGUUCGCACCUGAGAUUGCCCUAGAGGAUGAUACUCCAGUAAUGAUCUGGAAACAGAUUUUCAAAUUCUGAUACGGCAGUAUGUUAAUCUUUGAACAUUUAACACGGAAACUUAAUAAAACAUAUAUGUGGGUUUUUUACCAUUUUUUAAUUUUAUAUGCGCAAAUGCAAUUAAUGAAUAUCAUUACUCGCUACACUUUUACUCGUAUGACAGAAGAAAAGAAAAAAAAAGGUAGUAAAGAAAACGUAUAUUUAUUCUUGUUUGUUCCUAUUUUUUGAAGUUGAAUUUGUUGCGAGAUUAUAUAUCUACUCGUAACCAUGAUAAUAUAACGUAUCUAAUCUAUGUACAGCACUUUUAUGAUUUAAAUGUGAUACCUUACAAUACCAUUAAAUAAAUUUGUAUAAUGCAGAAGUUUA
Messenger RNA from Formica exsecta, 6568 nucleotides. RefSeq names its product serine-rich adhesin for platelets-like. The record is from RefSeq and is a predicted model, not a curated record. The transcript has 11 exons. Gene Ontology annotation, biological process: protein dephosphorylation; negative regulation of protein kinase activity. Gene Ontology annotation, molecular function: cation binding; protein serine/threonine phosphatase activity. Bases 74 to 5734 code for a protein of 1886 amino acids. NCBI's taxonomy places the organism in Eukaryota, Metazoa, Arthropoda, Insecta, Hymenoptera, Formicidae.